UAUCCUUUUAAGAUCACUCUCACCUGUCCCACUAUCAGUUGGAAACUGAAAUGGAGUGUCCUCUGUUAACCACAAAUUCAAACCCGAACUCAUUUCUAACAAACAAAACUACUCUCAGUUACAAACCAAAAAGUAGAAGAAGAAAUUCCUAUAAUGUUGCCACCCGAUUCAAGCAAAAUUCAUCAUUUAAACAAACAAAUUCGACUCAAUUGUUCAUGGAUUCCACUAAAUGUUGCGAAGAUAACAAAACCCACAUGGAAUCUGCAACCAUAUUUCAUCACACUAGGAGAUUUGGUUGGCGCAGAAGCUAGUGCUGAUUCAGUAUUUGGAUAUGCUUGUGAAGAUGUUUCGAGUUAUUAUUCCCCUGCUGAGAAUCUGGAAGGUGAAGAACUAAUGAAAAAAUUGAGCUUGAUUGUAUCUAAUCAUCGAGCAUUGCCGUACAAAAAGGUUUGGGAUGCUCUCAAGGUUCUUGAUGCGGCUGAUGUUGAUAAUCCAGAUUCUUCGGCAAAUGUAACGGAAAUAUACUCUCUGAAAGCUGUGCCAAAGCUCUUAGCAGGAAAACCUGGAGGAUGGAACAGGGAGCAUUUGUGGCCUCGUUCAUACGGUCUAACAUAUGGUCCAUCGUUAAGUGAUUUACACAACAUUCGCCCAGCUGAUGCAAAUGUAAAUUCAUCUAGGGGUAAUAAGUACUAUGGGGAAUGCCUUCCUACUUCACUUGACUGCCAUAAGCCAGCAAACAAAGAAGCUGCAUCUGAUACAGAAACGGAUAAAAACAGAUGGGCACCACCUUUCCAGGUUAGGGGUGACAUUGCAAGGGCACUAAUGUACAUGGCUGUAAGUUAUGGAUAUAAUCAGACAGAUGGAAGCCCCAACCUUCACCUUUCUGAUUCACCAAGUAUCAAAAAGAAAGAGAUGGGAUUGCUUUCAACAUUGUUGAAGUGGAAUGAACUUGAUCCCCCUUCAAGAGAAGAGCAGCUGAGGAACCAUCGAGUAUGCAGUUUUUACCAACACAAUAGAAAUCCUUUUGUUGAUCACCCAGAAUACGCAAAUCUUAUAUGGAAGCAAGGAAGUGAACACUAUCAUAAAGAUAAUCACUCCGUAGACGCAUGGAUAAAUGAAUUUCAUUACAACAACGAAGGGAAAGACAAUAACAAGUUCAUCGAAAUAGUGGUUGGACCAUCAACAAAUGCGUCCGAACUCAGUGUCGCGCUUUACAAUGGAGCCAACGGAAAAAUGUAUAGGUUAUUACCCCUGGUAGAUGACACCAAAUUCACUGUCACAAGGGAUCGCUCAGGUUUUCUUAUUUACACAGCAUGGUUGGAACUCCAGAAUGGACCUGGUGAUGGUAUUGCGCUGAUUUCUGUCGGGAAGAAACAACAAGAAGUUGUUCAGUUCAUUUCCUACAGUGGCAUGAUAAAAGCAACAGAUGGACCGGCAAUAGGUUUAGAAUCCAUUGAUAUUGGUUUCCAAGAAACAGAUGAUUCAUCAGAGUUUGAUUCACUGGGAGUAAUUGAGAAACGAGGAGGUAAGCUUGAAUGGAGAAAAUUCAUAAACGAGGCAUCACCCAGGAAAUUAAACAUGAGUCAGAUAUUAAUUAUCAAAUUCAUAAGUUAGAUGACUGAUUGUAUGCAUAUCCGAUUAUUGAAGUUGUAGAUUUUUCUUCUCAUGUAUAUAUAUAUUGAACACUGAAAUACUGGAAAAAUGUGUAUGCGCAAGGUAUGAGAACUAACAACGCACUCGAAUAGAUAGACAACAUUCUAUGUUCUACUCGAA
Molecule: messenger RNA, 1773 nt
Organism: Papaver somniferum (opium poppy)
Lineage: Eukaryota; Viridiplantae; Streptophyta; Magnoliopsida; Ranunculales; Papaveraceae
Product: extracellular ribonuclease-like
Exons: 9
Coding region: 154-1614 (486 amino acids)
Molecular function (GO): nuclease activity
Source: RefSeq, a predicted model, not a curated record